UCUGGUCCCGGCAGCAGCGAUGUCCCCCGGCAGGAAUGUCCCUCCUCAGAUAAUGUUAUUUAUAUCUCUGGGCGGGUCCGUGGCUCCGCAGCACCAGGCGCCCGGCGGCCGCUGUGCCAGGAGCCCCGUGCUGCCCUCCUCCCCCUGCGCCGCCGCCCCCGGGCUCGGGGUGGCCGCCGCUUCAGCCCCAGCGCAGGGACCCUUCCAUGAAGACUGAGCCAGGCAUAGCUGCUAAGAAGAGCCUGCUGACAUGACAUCAGCCACGGAGUUUGAGAACGUGGGCAACCAGCCACCGUACAGCCGGAUUAAUGCCCGCUGGGACGCCCCAGAUGACGAACUGGACAACGACAGCAGCUCAGCCAGGCUCUUUGAGAGGUCCCGGAUCAAGGCCUUGGCAGAUGAGCGGGAAGUGGUUCAGAAGAAAACCUUUACGAAAUGGGUGAACUCCCACCUGGCUCGAGUGUCCUGCCGCAUCAGCGAUCUCUACAAGGACCUGCGGGAUGGACGCAUGCUCAUCAAGCUGCUGGAGGUGCUCUCCGGAGAGAUGCUGCCAAGGCCGACCAAGGGCAAGAUGCGCAUCCACUGCCUGGAGAACGUGGACAAAGCCCUGCAGUUCCUCAAGGAGCAGCGCGUGCACCUGGAAAACAUGGGCUCCCACGACAUCGUGGAUGGCAACCACCGCCUGGUCCUGGGCCUCAUCUGGACGAUCAUCCUCCGAUUCCAGAUUCAAGACAUUGUUGUCCAAACUCAAGAAGGUCGGGAGACACGCUCAGCCAAGGACGCUCUGCUUCUGUGGUGCCAGAUGAAGACAGCCGGCUACCCCCAAGUCAACGUAACCAACUUCACCUCCAGCUGGAAGGACGGCCUGGCCUUCAAUGCCCUAAUUCAUAAACACCGGCCUGACCUCAUUGACUUUGACAAGCUAAAGGACUCCAAUGCCCGGCAUAACUUGGAGCAUGCAUUUGAUGUGGCCGAGCGUCAGCUGGGCAUCAUCCCACUCCUUGACCCUGAAGAUGUCUUCACAGAAAACCCAGAUGAGAAGUCCAUCAUCACCUACGUGGUGGCGUUUUACCACUACUUCUCCAAGAUGAAGGUGCUGGCGGUGGAGGGCAAGCGAGUCGGCAAGGUCAUUGACCAUGCCAUUGAGACUGAGAAGAUGAUUGAAAAGUACAGUGGGCUAGCCUCAGACCUGCUCACCUGGAUUGAGCAAACCAUUAGCGUCCUGAACAGCCGCAAGUUUGCCAACUCGUUGAGUGGCGUCCAGCAGCAGCUACAGGCCUUCAGCACCUACCGCACUGUGGAGAAGCCACCCAAGUUUCAAGAGAAGGGGAAUCUGGAAGUCCUCCUGUUCACUAUCCAAUCCCGAAUGAGAGCCAACAAUCAGAAAGUGUACACGCCCCACGAUGGGAAGCUAGUGUCUGACAUCAACAGGGCCUGGGAGAGCCUGGAGGAGGCAGAAUACCAAAGGGAGCUGGCCCUGAGGAGCGAGCUUAUUCGGCAGGAGAAACUGGAGCAGCUGGCGCGGCGCUUCGACCGUAAGGCAGCCAUGAGAGAGACGUGGCUCAACGAAAACCAGCGCCUGGUGACCCAGGAUAACUUCGGGUAUGACCUGGCAGCUGUGGAGGCCGCCAAGAAGAAGCACGAAGCCAUUGAGACCGACACGGCUGCCUAUGAGGAGCGGGUGAAGGCACUGGAGGACCUGGCCCAGGAGCUGGAGAAGGAGAAUUACCAUGACCAGAAGCGCAUCAGUGCCAGGAAGAACAAUAUCCUCCGUCUGUGGAGCUACCUGCAGGAGCUGCUGCGAUCCCGGCGACAGAGGCUCGAGGCCACCCUGGCACUGCAGAAGCUCUUCCAGGACAUGCUGCACAGUAUCGACUGGAUGGAUGAGAUCAAGGCGCACAUCUUGUCUGCUGAAUUUGGGAAGCACUUGUUAGAGGUUGAAGACCUGCUACAGAAGCACAAGCUAAUGGAAGCCGACAUUGCUAUCCAAGGGGACAAAGUGAAGGCCAUCACCGCGGCCACCCUGCAGUUCACUGAGGGGAAAGGGUAUCAGCCUUGUGACCCCCAGGUCAUCCAGGACCGUGUCAGCCACCUAGAGCAGUGCUUCAGUGAACUGAGCAACAUGGCAGCGGGACGGAAGGCUCAGCUGGAGCAGUCUAAGCGACUCUGGAAGUUCUUCUGGGAGAUGGACGAGGCCGAAAGCUGGAUCAAGGAAAAGGAGCAGAUCUACUCCUCCCUGGACUACGGCAAGGACCUGACGAGUGUGCUCAUCUUACAGCGCAAGCACAAGGCCUUCGAGGACGAGCUCCGUGGGCUCGAUGCCCAUCUGAAGCAGAUCUUCCAGGAGGCUGAGGACAUGGUUGCACAAAAGCAGUUUGGACAUCCACAGAUCGAGACCCGUGUCAAAGAAGUAUCGGCUCAGUGGGACCACUUGAAAGAGCUGGCUGCCUUUCGUAAGAAAGACCUGCAGGAUUCGGAAAACUUCUUCCAGUUCCAGGGUGAUGCAGACGACCUGAAGGCUUGGCUGCAAGACGCUCACCGACUGCUUUCCGGUGAAGAUGUGGGGCAAGAUGAAGGAGCCACGAGGGCCCUGGGAAAGAAGCACAAGGAGUUUCUAGAGGAGCUGGAGGAGAGCCGCGGGGUGAUGGAGCACUUAGAGAACCAAGCCCAGGGCUUCCCCGAGGAGUUUCGAGAUUCCCCAGAUGUGACAAACCGUCUACAGGCACUCAGGAAGCUCUACGAGCAGGUGAUGGCCCAGGCAGAAUUGCGUGGACACAAGCUGCAGGAAGCCCUGGACUUGUACACUGUGUUUGGAGAGUCAGACGCCUGUGAGCUGUGGAUGACUGAGAAGGGGAAGUGGCUGGACCAGAUGGAUAUCCCAAACACGCUGGAGGAUCUGGAGGUUGUGCAGCACAGGUUUGACAUCCUGGACCAGGAGAUGAAGACCUUGAUGGCGCAGAUUGAUGGCGUGAACCUUGCAGCCAACAACCUGGUAGAGAGCGGCCACCCACGCAGUGGGGAGGUGAAACAGUAUCAGGACCGCCUGAACAAGAGGUGGCAGGCCUUCCAGGCAGUGGUGUCAGAGCAGAGAGAGGCUGUGGACUCAGCUCUCCGAGUGAACAAUUACUGUGUAGACUGUGAGGAAACCAGCAAGUGGAUCAUGGACAAGACGAAGGUUGUGGAGUCUACCAAGGACUUGGGGCAGGACCUAGCAGGAGUCAUUGCCAUCCAGCGGAAGUUGUCAGGGUUGGAGAGGGACGUAUUGGCCAUCCGGGAUCGUGUGAGCGCCUUGGAACGGGAGUCGCAGUACUUGAUGGAGUCACACCCUGAGCAGAAAGAGGACAUUGGCCAGAGGCAAGCAGAUGUCGAGAAGCUGUGGAAGGGCCUGCAAGAUGCCUUGCAAGGUCAGGAGCUCUCCUUAGGUGAGGCCAGCAAGCUGCAGGCUUUCCUGCAAGACCUGGAUGACUUCAAGGCCUGGCUGUCGAUGGCCCAAAAGGCGGUGGCCUCUGAGGACAUGCCUGAGUCACUCCCAGAGGCUGAGCAACUCCUACAGCAGCAUGCGGCCAUUAAGGAGGAGAUUGAUGCUCACAAAGACGAUUACCACCGGGUCAAGGCCUCUGGAGAGAAAGUGAUCGAAGGCCAAACUGACCCAGAUUACCAGCUUCUGGGCCAGCGGCUGGAGGGCCUAGAUACUGACUGGGAUGCUCUGUGGCGGAUGUGGGAGAGCCGAGGGAACACCCUCACCCAGUGCCUGGGCUUCCAGGAGUUCCAGAAAGAUGCCAAGCAGGCUGAAGCCAUCCUCAGCAACCAGGAGUACACUCUGGCUCACUUGGAGCCUCCAGACUCCCUAGCAGCUGCAGAGGCCGGCAUCCGAAAGUUUGAGGAUUUCUUAAUGUCUAUGGAAAACAACCGAGAUAAGGUCCUGAGUCCUGUGGACUCCGGAAACACGCUGGUGUCUGAGGGCAACCUGUACUCGAACAAGAUCAAAGAGAAGGUGCAGCUGAUUGAAGACAGGCACAUGAAGAACAAUGAGAAAGCCCAGGAGGUUACAGCUCUCCUGAAAGACAACCUGGAGUUGCAGAACUUCCUCCAGAACUGCAAGGAGCUCACUCUCUGGAUCAAUGACAAGCUGCUGACGUCUCCAGACGUCUCCUAUGACGAAGCCCGCAACCUUCACAACAAAUGGAUGAAACACCAGGCAUUUAUGGCAGAGCUGGCUUCACACCAAGGGUGGCUUGAGAACAUCGACGCGGAGGGAAGGCAGCUGAUGGCAGAGAAGCCCCAGUUCACGGAUGUGGUGUCAGGAAGGCUGGAAGCCUUGCACAAGCUCUGGGAUGAGCUGCAGACCACCACAAAGGCGAAGACAGAGCAACUCUCCGCUGCCCGGAGCUCUGACCUGCGCUUGCAAACCCACGCCGACCUUAGCAAAUGGAUCAGCGCCAUGGAGGACCAGCUGCGAUCCGACGACCUGGGCAAGGAUCUGACCACUGUCAACCGGAUGUUGGCUAAGUUGAAGCGAGUGGAGGAACAAGUGAAUUUGCGGAAGGAGGAGCUGGAGGAACUUUUUGCAGAGGCACCCCCGCUGGGAGCAGAGGCAGGAGACACUGACAUGAGCAUCGAAAAGAGGUUCCUAGACCUUCUAGAACCUCUGGGGAGGAGGAAGAAGCAGCUGGAAUUAUCCAAAGCCAAGCUACAGAUCAGCCGGGACUUAGAGGAUGAGACGCUCUGGGUGGAAGAGAGGCUGCCGUUGGCUCAGUCAGCUGACUAUGGCACUAAUCUGCAAACCGUGCAGCUGUUCAUGAAGAAGAACCAGACCCUGCAGAAUGAGAUCCUAGGCCACGCACCACGGGUGGAGGAUGUGCUACAUCGAGGGCAGGAGCUAGUGAAGGCGGCCGAGAUCGACUGCCAAGACAUCGAGGAGCGCCUGGGGCAUCUGCAGAGCUCGUGGGACACGCUGCGGGAGGCGGCAGCUGGCCGGCUGCAGCGCCUGCGGGAUGCUCACGAGGCACAGCAGUACUACCUGGAUGCGGGCGAGGCUGAAGCGUGGAUCAGCGAGCAGGAGCUCUACGUGUUCUCUGAUGAACCCCCUAAGGACGAAGAGGGCGCCAUCGUGAUGCUCAAGCGGCACCUGCGGCAGCAGCGCACAGUGGAGGAAUACGGAAGGAAUAUCAAACAGCUGGCUGGCCGCGCCCAGAGCCUGCUGUCUGCAGGCCACCCGGAGGGGGAGCAGAUCAUCAGACUUCAGGGGCAAGUGGAUAAGCAGUAUGCCGGGCUGAAGGACAUGGCUGAGGAGCGGAGGCGGAAGCUAGAGAACAUGUACCACCUGUUCCAGCUGAAGAGAGAGGCUGACGACUUGGAGCAGUGGAUUACGGAGAAAGAGAUGGUGGCCUCAUCCCAAGAAAUGGGGCAGGACUUUGACCACGUGACUAUGCUCCGUGACAAGUUCCGAGACUUUGCCCGGGAGACCGGGGCUAUCGGGCAGGAGCGAGUAGACAAUGUGAAUUCUAUCAUUGAGCGUCUCAUCGAUGCGGGCCACAGCGAGGCAGCCACCAUUGCAGAGUGGAAGGAUGGGCUGAAUGACAUGUGGGCAGAUCUGCUGGAGCUCAUUGACACCCGCAUGCAGCUGCUGGCUGCCUCCUACGACCUGCACCGCUAUUUCUACACCGGCACCGAGAUCCUGGGCCUCAUAGAUGAGAAGCACAGAGAGUUGCCAGAGGACGUGGGGCUGGACGCCAGCACAGCUGAGUCCUUCCACCGGGUCCACACUGCCUUCGAGCGGGAGCUCCACCUCCUGGGUGUGCAGGUGCAGCAGUUCCAGGACGUGGCCACCCGACUGCAGACAGCGUAUGCUGGGGAGAAGGCAGAUGCUAUCCAGAGCAAGGAGCAGGAGGUGUCCGCGGCCUGGCAGGCACUGCUGGACGCGUGUGCUGGGCGCCGAGCUCAGCUGGUAGACACGGCAGACAAGUUCCGCUUCUUCAGCAUGGUGCGAGACCUCCUCUCCUGGAUGGAGAGCAUCAUCCGGCAGAUCGAGACCCAGGAGAGACCCAGGGAUGUCUCCUCGGUGGAAUUGCUCUUGAAGUAUCACCAGGGCAUCAAGGCAGAGAUCAAUACCAGGGCCAAGAACUUCAGCACCUGCCUAGAACUUGGGGAGUCCCUGCUACAGAGGCAACACCAGGCCUCAGACGAGAUCCGGGAGAAAUUACAGCAAGUGAUAUCCAGGAGGCAGGAAAUGAAUGACAAGUGGGAGGCCCGCUCUGACAGGCUCCACAUGCUGCUGGAGGUGUGCCAGUUCUCGAGGGACGCUUCUGUGGCCGAGGCAUGGCUGAUUGCCCAGGAGCCCUACCUGGCCAGCCGGGACUUUGGACAUACGGUGGACAGCGUGGAGAAGCUCAUCAAGAGGCACGAGGCUUUUGAGAAGUCCACAGCCAGCUGGGCAGAGCGCUUCGCUGCCCUGGAGAAGCCCACCACGCUUGAGCUUAAGGAACGCCAGACUCCAGACAGACCCACAGAGGAACCUGGGCCUCAAGAGGAGGAGGGCGAGACAGCUGGCGAGGCUCCCCAGGUCCACCAUGCGGCCACCGAGAGAACAUCCCCGGGGGAAGAAAGAGGGCCAUGGCCUCAGGACCUGCAGCCACCACCCCUGCCAGGACACCACAAGGACGAGCAGGAGAAAUCCGUUGGGGAUGAGAGGCCUGCCACAGAGCCCCUCUUUAAGGUCCUGGACACGCCCCUGAGUGAGGGUGACGAACCCACAACGCUGCCAGCCCAGCGAGACCUCGGGCAUACUGUGCAGAUGGAGGGCUACUUGGGCAGAAAGCACGACCUAGAGGGGCCCAACAAGAAGGCCUCGAACAGGUCCUGGAACAACCUGUACUGUGUGCUCAGGAACAGCCAGCUGACCUUCUACAAGGACACUAAGAACCUGGCCCUUGGGGUGCCCUACCAUGGAGAGGAGCCCCUGGCCCUGAGGCACGCCAUCUGUGAGAUUGCUGUCAACUAUAAGAAGAAGAAGCAUGUGUUUAAGCUGAGGUUAAGCAACGGCAGCGAAUGGCUUUUCCAUGGCAAGGAUGAGGAGGAGAUGCUGUUGUGGCUACAGGGCAUGAGCACGGCCAUCAACGAGUCCCAGAGCAUCCGUGUCAAGGCACAGAGUCUGCCCCUGCCUUCCCUGGCUGGUCCUGAUGCCAGCGUAGGCAAGAAGGACAAGGAGAAGAGGUUUAGCUUCUUCCCCAAAAAGAAGUAGCAGCUGGGGGCCCCCAUGGGCGGGGCCAGCCAGGCAGCACUGCAGUGUGCACUGGGACAUGCAAGGACAAGGAGCCCAUGGCCUCGACCUCUGCAGUGGCCAGUCCUCCUCCCGCCUGCCACUCACUGCCUGCAGCCUGCCUGCUCAACUUGCUGGGCCAGCCCCAGGGCCCCACACUGCACUGCAAUAGCUGCCUUGCCUGCCUGGCCUCCCUGGUCUUCCCAAUGCCUGCCAACAGCCCUCCACUCCUCCUACCCCAUGCAGCUGGCUGGGCUCCAGGGACUGGAGGUCCAGCUCCUUUGGGGCUGGAAAAGAGUUCUGUAAGGCAUAUACUCUCCUCUUCCUGCCUACAGGCUGGGAUGCCUGAUGGGUUCCCUCCAGCACUGCCCACUACCACAGCAAAUCCCCUUUGGGGUCACUGAUCAUGUCAGCCAGGGAAAGGAAAAUGAAUAUGAUGAUAGUUGCCCUGUUCCUUAGGGGCGGGAGGAAGGGCCUUCAGAACCAGCUCUGGGCAAGGGGCUGGUGGGGUACCAAGGGGACAAUACGGAUGUCAAGCUGUGAGUACUGCCAGUCUCCUCCUCUCCUUCAGCAACAGGACUCUCUCCUCAGGGCUAGUACGUCCCUUCUUUCCUCUUCUCACACCCCUAAGAGUUUUGGUGAGUGCCGAGUGAAUGAGCCUCCUCCUUCCUAUGACAGACACCCUUUAAUCCUGGCAUCAACAGUGUUAGGGCCAGAAGCCCUCACACCAUUCUCUUGGAAGCCCUGGUACCGCUUAGGGUUCAGACCUCUGUCACAGGAGGGGCAGACAGGUCCACACUUCUGAAGCUUCUGCCUAUAGUGCAGCUCUCUCUCCCAUUCCCAGUUGCAGCCAAACCAACAGUACGUGGCGAGGGCUGGUGCCAGAGACAAGCUGAAUACCCAGAUCCUACAGUCAAGUAUCUCAAAGCUACACGCCCUCCUAUCAUCCGCUGUCCUGGCAGCUAGCACCAGCCAGGCCAGUGGCUGGACACAGAGCUGUUUAUUACCUAGGGGUGACAAACGUAGGCUUGUGACACAGUUACCCCGGAACAUAGGGAUGCGUGUUGAGGUUAUUUUGUGAAGGUGUGGCUCUUCUUGGUUGGUUUCUGCAGACCUAGAUUUUGGGGUCGCCUGGUAUAGAGAUCACCAAGCAUCAAAAGGGGCUCUGCAGCCUGUCCCUGGGGUGCUUUCCCAUGCCCGUGGAAGACUAAGACCACUGGUCCUACAGACAUGCUCUGCUUCACAACUGGAAGCAACACAGCUUCAGCCCAACAUGGCAGCUGGAGUUAGGUCCAAAAGAUGGUUGAGGUGAGGGCAAGGGGCCUUUUCACCCAGGAGACCAUCUGUGUCCCUAGGGCCCACAGCCAGUUUCUACUGCCUUCCCCAUGGGUAAGGCUCAAUGGUAGGCAUACAGUUACUAGGCCUUCCCAGAAUCCCUCACUGUUGACCAGGCAGGUACAGCUCAGAGAUCAGUUGCACCCAGUGACCCCCUCCCCCCAACAUGACCUGAGUAUGAACUCAACUCCAGUGGAUGACAACCCCCUUCGCCAGUGGGGCCUGAUUUCUUCAUCUCCACAGCCGGUCUGAAACUUGGCCUCAGGGUAUAGGACCCUGUAACUCUCUCCUUCUACAGGGAACACAGUGGGCACCACUCAUCAGCCUCUUUGUACAGCUGGAGAAACCAAAGCAGUAGACAGGGAGGCAUCUGCACCCCUGACAAUAAGAAUGGCCUUGGUACACCGAAAGGCAUGUCUAUCUCUGGGACAGGAAGUGGGCUCCUCGAUGAAGCAUUAGGUGGCAAGCAGCUCCCUCAGGCACUUUCCCUGGCCUAGUCUUUGGGGGACCAAAGGAUGAGGGUCUACAUUUCCCUUCUACAUGUACCCAAGUAGCGCCUGAAGUGAGACCUUUCCAGUAACUCCAGAGCCAAGACAGAAAAAAGGCUCUAAUGGAAGAGCUAGGAUUUCACUGCAAAGCAUUAUACAAGGGUAGUAAGCUACAAGUGACCUACCAUCACAGCCAGAUCCCCACACUUCUCACCAGUCACCCAGGCCCCAAGGCACUCAACAUACUGGACUGACUUCGCGGGAACCCUGUGCACUCCAGGGCCAGGCUCUCCUGAUGCCCUGGCAAGGCUGGUUUUUCUCCUGGUAUUUUCUACUUUGCAGUCUUCCCUGACAGUAUUCCCAAACUGGGUUAACACAGCUCCAGUCCACACCAGCAUAACAGGCUUCCUCCCCGGGCGGUUGGAGGAAGCUCUCUGGGCACAGCCAGGCAGCUCUCCUUCCCUCCCCGUUGCCUUUGUCCUGGGCCUGGGCAGACAGGCUGAAGAGGUGCAGCGGUUCCUGGGACCCUCCCACCCCACCUCUACUGGUACUAACAGAAGUCUGUGUAGGCUCGGCUCCCUCCCCUUCCCCAUCUUCUCCUUCCUGCCUACUGGAGGGCAACAGGUCCCCUAGGCUGGUUCUGGAUCUCCUUCCAUCA
This is a messenger RNA of Rattus rattus (black rat), 9739 nucleotides long. RefSeq names its product spectrin beta, erythrocytic (gene Sptb). Lineage: Eukaryota; Metazoa; Chordata; Mammalia; Rodentia; Muridae. The coding region runs from base 251 to 7240 and encodes 2329 amino acids. The transcript is spliced from 36 exons. Gene Ontology annotation, biological process: actin cytoskeleton organization. The record is from RefSeq and is a predicted model, not a curated record. Gene Ontology annotation, cellular component: plasma membrane; cortical actin cytoskeleton; cell junction. Gene Ontology annotation, molecular function: actin filament binding; phospholipid binding; structural constituent of cytoskeleton.